GUAGUAAUGUUGACAUCCAGUCAAAAGACGCCCUCACUAACUCUUCCAUUAUGGCUUUUCUUCACAGGGUCGAUGUUUAGGGCUUCACUUGUUUGACAUUCACCCAGCGACAGAAUGAUCGAAGAAGGCAGCAAACGAGGCAAGGCCAUGGUGGAGAAGAGACAGCUCUUCAUGGAAAUGAGAGCUCAAAACUUCGAUGUCAUCAGACUGUCGACUUACAGGACGGCCUGCAAACUGCGGUUUGUGCAGAAGAGAUGCAACCUUCAUCUGGUGGAUGUCUGGAACAUGAUUGAAGCCUUUCGUGACAACGGGCUCAACACGUUGGACCACAACGCUGAGAUCAACGUGUCGCGUCUGGAGACUAUCCUGUCUUCCAUCUACUACCAGCUCAACAAGCGGCUGCCCACCACCCACCAGAUCAACGUGGAGCAGUCCAUCGGGCUGCUGCUCAACUUCAUGGUGGCCACCUACGACAGUGAAAGCCAUGGGAAGCUGACCGUUUUCUCAAUGAAAUCCAUGCUGUCAACAAUGUGUGGAGGGAAAAUUGUGGACAAACUACGUUAUAUUUUCUCCCAGAUAUCAGACUCAAGUGGAAUCAUGAUGUUUGCAAAGUUUGAUCAGUUUCUUCGAGAGGUGCUGAAACUCCCAACGGCCGUGUUCGAGGGUCCUUCCUUUGGCUACACGGAGCAUUCGGUGCGGACGUGCUUCCCUCAGCAGAAGAAGAUUAUGCUGAACACGUUUUUGGAUGUGUUAAUGGCAGAUCCCCCCCCUCAAUGCCUCGUGUGGCUACCGCUCAUGCACCGACUUGCUAAUGUUGAAAAUG
Etheostoma spectabile (orangethroat darter) is the source of this 823-nucleotide messenger RNA. Its product is annotated as dystrobrevin beta-like. The transcript is spliced from 7 exons. Gene Ontology annotation, biological process: synaptic signaling. The annotation marks the transcript as partial. Gene Ontology annotation, cellular component: plasma membrane; synapse. The record is from RefSeq and is a predicted model, not a curated record. NCBI's taxonomy places the organism in Eukaryota, Metazoa, Chordata, Actinopteri, Perciformes, Percidae.